GCUUGGAGCAACAUUAUCUCAAACCUUCUGCCGAUCCAGCCGUUUCUGCACUCAGCAGUUUGGAGAGAUGGGUGCGCACAGGAGGACCGCUUCCAUCCUCCUCUCUGAGAGCCACCUCGGAGCAUGUUUCACCAUCCCAGCAGUCAGGAGCGACGCUCAGUAGCGGGAUGAUGAGACGCUGGCACAUUUUUUAGUUUAUCUUGGAGUUCUGUGGCUGAACUAGGAGCCGGGCGCAACGGGGUGAAUCUUCCCACAGAAAACUUGCGCAGAAAUGCUUUUACUUUGUUUAAUGGUGGAGGGGAUUUCAAAGUGAAGUGAGGAUUAUAUUUCUUUGAAGUCCCACUGACCACCCAUCGCAGUGGAUGUGUGUAACAUAAUGCUGGUUAUGAUAAUCGAUUCCGUGCAAAAAAGGAUGCACCGUGGCCAGGCACAUUUACGCAUGAGGUUAAAAGAUAUACUGUAGACGCACCUUGGGAUUUGUUUUGUCAUGAGACACUGGAUGGGAGGACUGCAGCUUGAAUCAAGCCUGUGCUUUGGGUCUGAGUGGAUCAGCACCAUGCAGCUACACCCCACAACCUGAACUUCUUUGCGCUCCGUGAUCGAGACUCGGAUUUCAUUCAAAAUCUGAAGAAUACAUAAAAACGAUGGCACUGAGCGAAAACUGCAAAACGCAACCUGCAAAAGAACAAGGCUCAGUACAAAACCCUCCAUCGGAUGUUCUUGAGCUAAACGUGGGUGGGCAGGUGUAUUACACUCGCCUUGCCACCUUGACAAGCUUCCCAAAUUCUUUACUCGGGAAGCUGUUCUCGAACAAGAAGGGGUCUUCGAAUGACUUGUCCCGGGACUUCAGAGGACGCUAUUUUAUUGACAGAGAUGGCUUUCUGUUUCGGUAUGUAUUGGAUUACCUUAGAGACAAGCAAGUUGUCCUUCCUGAUCACUUUCCCGAGAGGGGAAGGUUGAAAAGAGAGGCGGAAUACUUCCAGCUGCCAGAUUUGGCUAAGCUUUUGUCAUCGGAGGAGUCAAAACUCUUCCCAGACGACUUGUACUACAGUGAUUACGACGACGUGUCUCAAGGCAGCGACCAGAGGUUUUAUCCCUCUCACUCCUUUGACAGGGGCUACGGCUACAUCACGGUCGCUUUCAAAGGCGUUUGCGCCGCUAGAGGCAGAGAAAGUGAAACUGAUUCCAAGGCCAAAAAGUUACCUAGAAUCUUCAUCAGCAGCAGAAUUAGCUUGGCGAAGGAGGUUUUUGGAGACGCCCUGAAUGAGAACAGGGACAUUGACAGCCCAUUGGACCGGUACACUUGCAGGUUUUACCUCAAGUUCAGGCACCUGGAGAGAGCUUUUGACAUGCUGUCAGAGAGUGGCUUUCAUAUUGUAGCCUGCAACUCGUCCCUGACUGCGUCCUCCAUCGGUCAUUACGCGGAUGACAGGAUCUGGUCCAAUAACGCACAGUACAUCUUCUACCGUGGGCCUUCUCGGUGGUCGUCCUCUCACUGUGACUGCUGCUGCAAGAGCCACAAAAGUGAGCGCGAGGGAGAGAGCGGCACUUCCUUAAACGACCUUUCCACUUCCUGCUCUGAGACCCAAUCGGAGGCCAGUUCCCCUCAAGGAACGGUGAUCUGCGGCCCCGUGAGCCGACAGUCCAAGAUCCAGACGCUGGACCGGCCCAUGCCGAAAGGACCGGUUCACAUGCUGCAGCAGGCAGAGAUGCGCCGCAAGACUGACAUGCUCCGUGUGAGAACCUUCGGCGUCCGGGAACGAGAGGCCGCAAAGAGGAAAGGGAACAAGGAAAAGAUGACUCCAGAGCAGGAGCUGGAGAAAUGUAUCCAGGACUUCCGGCGCAUUAGGAUUCCGGAUCAUUUUCCAGAGAGGAAGUACAUGUGGCAAUCAGAGCUUCUGAGAAAGUACCGUCUCUAAAUACGAAGAAGAAGAAGAGACACAAAAGAAUGAGAGACAGAUGGUACUGCAGUAUCAAGCCACCACCAAGGAAGAGUAUUAAACUGCAUAGGCAAUACACUGCACCCUAAGACACAUACUGUACUAGAAUAAAGAAAAUAAGUAUGGCCACUUUUCUGCCAGGAUGACUAGUGAAGCACACACAGUAAAAGGCAGUGUGAGUCAUUGACUUGUAAAGUGUAUGCACAGUGUUGUGUGUCAUAUGCACAUGUGUAAAUCAGGUUACUCCUGUCGGGGCUUCCGUCGCACUCCCCCGUUCUCACCUCAGAGAGUUCGAGACACAGGAAAAGGCCACAACAUCAGUAACAACAUAGCAACCUCAGGGUCAACACCAUUUCAGUUCAUCGACCAAUCACAUACUGUACGUGCAAUUGCCCACAAUAGCUGUUUUUUAAAUGGAUGCACCCAGAAGGUGCUGUGAGAUAGCAAAGAAUUAUCACUAUACUUCACUGAUAACACGUAUACUUAUAGUAAGCUUCGAUAACGGCACUGCAUGUCAUUUCACUCUUAGCAUACUUAUGCAAUAUCAAACAAAGUUUCAACUCAAGGUUUUGUGUGAUGGGUAAAAAUGAUGCGUCAUGACUGAGACCGAUGAGGAAAGCACUGCCUAGAUCUGUUUGCCAUUGUGAAACUUUUUGUCUAAGUUGCCAUUAUGUGUUGGAUAGAUGAUGUUGUGUAGGUAGAGUAUAUAAUGACAAUGGAUAUUGAUCUAAUCCUUGAUUGUAAGUGUGCAAAAACAGUCAAUAAAUGGUUUAGAAUUGUA
Amphiprion ocellaris (clown anemonefish) is the source of this 2721-nucleotide messenger RNA. RefSeq names its product BTB/POZ domain-containing protein KCTD16-like. Gene Ontology annotation, cellular component: presynaptic membrane; postsynaptic membrane. Gene Ontology annotation, molecular function: protein binding. Gene Ontology annotation, biological process: regulation of G protein-coupled receptor signaling pathway; protein homooligomerization. The record is from RefSeq and is a predicted model, not a curated record. The transcript is spliced from 2 exons. NCBI's taxonomy places the organism in Eukaryota, Metazoa, Chordata, Actinopteri, Pomacentridae. Bases 645 to 1919 code for a protein of 424 amino acids.